Molecule: messenger RNA, 1422 nt
Organism: Anopheles coustani
Lineage: Eukaryota; Metazoa; Arthropoda; Insecta; Diptera; Culicidae
Exons: 4
Coding region: 1-1200 (399 amino acids)
Source: RefSeq, a predicted model, not a curated record
AUGGAUUUCGUCGUGACCGCGUUCGCUUCCGUGCUGCUGAUGCUCUAUCGCUGUGCCGUAUUUUUGACGAUUGUGGUGUCCAUCGCCGUUCAGAUGGUGGCAGGGAGCACUAUGUCCGUUCACGUCAGCCAACCUAACGCGGAAGUCUAUCAUCGGCAGGAUAUGAAAAAGGGUGAAUUUGACUACGGCUACCAUGUGAAGACGGUGAAUAAUCAGUUUCAGCACAAGGUGAAGGGCCCGGACGAUGUGACGUACGGUUGCUAUGGCUACGUCGAUCCGUCCAAGCGCAAGCACCUGGUGUACUACGUCGCUGAUCGGAUGGGCUACCGCAUCAUCUUCCCGAAUCGGGCCACAAAGAUCUUUACUGCGAGGCUGGCGGACAGUUUGAAUAAACUGGAUGGCGCGGUUAAAGGUAAGGAUUACGAUGAAAAGGUGGUCGAGUGGAACGAUCUGUACCUUCCGGAGUCUUGCUUCCGCCUGCCUGAGAUCCUCGAGACGGCCGCGAGUAACCAAGAGACCGUACAGGUGGUAUCUCCACCAUCGGGAGGAACUGGUCCAGUGAAAACGGCUCCUGUGCCAGCUCCCGCGCUUCCGAAUCCGACACAGUACACGAUCCCAUCCACUCCUCGCACCUUAGUCGACCUUACCGGGGCUGGAUCGGAGCGAUAUGAAACCGGUACGGAUGUUUACGAAGAACAGCGUUCGAAUAAUGGUGGUGGAGACUACAACGAGGGAGGUGUGCAAGGUCCACAGCAGCCUCAGCAACCAACCUGGCAAGGUUCGCUCCCGGACAUCAACCCAGCCAACAUUAACCUGGACCAGUUCAGCGGAAACGUCUACCCGAUCCACACCGGGACCAUCGACAUCCAGACUCAGUCCGGCUCGGGGCAAUUCUCCACCUCCCAAUAUAACCUCAACAUCACGCAACUUCUGGCCCAGAUCGAGGCCGUUAAUUCGCAGGUCAUCACUCUGAACAUGCUGCUGGCCGGUAUGGCCAACAAUCCGACCGCCUUCGGGAAUGCCAACGAGAACAGCUGCCGCAGUGUGGUGCAACUGCUCAAGUCACAGAACCGCACGCCGCAGCUCGUGUACGUUCCGAUCUUGAUUCCUUACGUCGAGGGUCAGCACAACAUUAACCAGCCGAUCGUGCCGGGCCGGAGUGACUCCUAUCGCAAACCUCACCACGGUCACCAUGGUUGAGACAUUCCGCUAGACCUCAGCUGAUAAGGGUUCCCCGACUUACAUGUAUGUUUUCGUUUCAAGCGUGGAUUGUCGAGGUUGUUUUGUUUUGACCUUUGUUUAGAAUGAUGUUAGACUUUAGGCAUCUUCUAAUCUGGUGUGCAUAAAAAGUAGAUGGAACGUUUGUUUUGUUUGUACGAUUGUAAACUAAUAAGGUUGAUAAUAAAUGCGUGUGAAUCAACA